CAGCCUCCAUGGUCCAUGGCAUGGUGGCUUUUGGAGGAAGGUCUUUCCCGCGGGAUAUGUUUAUCUUUAGCUCUAACCGACAAGGGCUGUUUGUUAUUCUUCAACGGCUGAAAGUGCCUUGAAAGCAACGCAACGAACAACGAACACAAGUUGACUGCCCCAUGCCCAUGAUCGACUGUGAUCAGACAGUGAAUCUUCCAAGUUCGCCUGGCACUGUUGGUCUCUCUCUCUGCUCUCUAGCUAGCAAGUGUCUCAAAAGAAGACAAACACCUCCAACACCAUGUCGUUGAUUGGGGCUGUGUUAGUGCUGCCUUAUAUGGUGGUUUUCUUCACCUUCUGGUUGGCCACCAGUCUUCAACGUCCCAUGAUGUAUGCCACUAUCUUUUGCUUGGCCAUCAACCCAAUGGCGGCUCAACGGAAACUUACUCUCUUUGUCAACACGGCACGAUACCUUCUCUUUUCCAAGGACAAAAAAUGGAAGGAGCCAGAAGUACCCAAGUAUACCACUGUCCACAAAGUAGAGACCAAAACUAUCAUCUUUGUCAGGCAUGGCCAAAGCACGUGGAAUGAAACAUUCAAUAGGGGCGAAAAGACCAAACUCAACUUCUACAUGUUUUUCAUACCAAAUGCCAUUAAAGCGUUCUUCAUGGAAUGGUACUUUAUGGUCACUGGACAGGACAAAGAGAGCUGGUUCUACGACUCACCACUCAAUGACAUGGGCAAGUCACAGGCAGAAUCUGUUCGGAAAUUCAUGCGCACUAAUCUACAAUUCAGUACACCCAAAGAGGCGAGACUCAUACGAAUCAUGCUCGGAGAAUCGCCCGAUGGAAAGGGACCACCUACCAGAGAGCCUUCUUCACAACUUGUGUCCUCAAAUCUCAGAAGAGCCAUCUCCACACUUGUCAUUGGGGCCAGAGAGCGGCUAGAUCGGGGAUACGAAAACGACAAGGUUAUCAUUCUCUCACAGAUGCAAGAAGUCAGCUUUAAUCCGGAUGCACUCUGUAUCACACCAGCCAAGGGAAAAUGCGAGCUGGCAUUUACAGAUCCGAAAUUCCUCAAACCAUACUUUGACAACAAUCUGGACACAUCCUUGCACACGGGCAACAAACCUAUCACUUCCAACGGCAUCAUUCGACUACAGAGUUUUGCCGAAACAAUCUUCAAGGAUAUCAAGAAGGAAAAUAUUGUUGCUGCAGGACAUUCUCUUUGGUUUAGAAGCUUUUUCCGCACAUUUCUGCCUAAGGAUUACGAUCAUGUUUCCAAGGUCAAAAAGAUCCGAAACGGGGGAUGCGUUGGCCUUGAAUUCCAGAAGAAAACAACCGACAAUGGGGUUGUCUACGAGAUCGUACCAGGAAGCAUAGUGGUACUUCACAUUGGAUUUUGA
Molecule: messenger RNA, 1384 nt
Organism: Seminavis robusta
Lineage: Eukaryota; Bacillariophyta; Bacillariophyceae; Naviculales; Naviculaceae
Source: the annotation of a GenBank genome assembly